UCUUUCCCGCUUUCUCGUGACCCGCGCCAUAGACGGAACUCGCAUUCCUUGGAAGAGCGCUCUCGUUUGGCCCGUGGGCAUUUCAAUUGACAGAAUCAUGCCUAUCAUCUCCUAUCAUACAAAGGGUGCGGCAGACGCUAAGCUUCGGAGUUGAACUUGUGAAGGCCCUGCGAAUGGGCCGCACGCUCUCUGGACGACCCAGACAGAGCGACACAAGCUCAUCUGGCGAAGAAUCAGAAGGAGAUGGAGGCCAACAGCACGCUCUGUUCCAUGCGCUGGCCCAGGGACGGGGUAUGGAGUCUCUCGACGCGCCCUCGGAAUCGGUGGACUAUCGCCAAGCGCAACGGGCUCGGUUACAGCAAUUAAACAACGAUGAAGUUGCUGCUCGGGUCGCUGCUCGCGUCAAGAAGGACGCAGUUUUCGGACAAGGCGAGCACGCAGCCUUCGGUGCAGGGCACCGGCGGAGCAGCGACACUGGCGCGGGGUUUAGUCCCCGGGAAGGGGGGGCGCCGGGCCUCAUGCCCAGCGCAAGCGGGCGCCACCCGCCGACCAUCAUGCCCAGCGCAAGUGGGAGACACCCGCCGGCCCUGUUGCCCAGCGCUAGUGGGAGGCCUGCACCGGGCCUGGUGCCAAGCGCCAGUGGGAGGCAUCAGCCCAGGCUCGUGCCCAGCGCCAGCGGCAGGCACCCAGCGGCAGGCGACAACGCCGGGCACGCGGGCUUGACUGCGCCCGAGCCGGCCGUAACGCUGACCCCUGUAGCUGAGGAGCAGCCGCAACCGGCGGCUGUGGGCGGCACAGGGCUGGGGACCGGCGCCGCAACGCGGCCUGACAGCCCGCUAGAGAUGCAGCUGCAGGCCCUGCUGCAACAGCAACAACAACGGCCGGCGAGCGGCGCGCAGGGCGCCGCCGACGGCUUGGACAGGAAAGGCGCGGACUACGGCGCAGCCGCCGCUGCCGCGGCGGUCGGAGCUGCAGCUGCGAAGCCGCCGUCGGCGGCGCAGGUGCCGUUGGUGCCGCUGAUGCUGGCGACGGUGCCUCUGGAGGACAAGGCAGCGGGCGCGGGUGGUGGCGGGGGCGGCGACCGGCCGGGAUCUCGGCCGGGCGGGCCGCGGCGGCCGGACACAGCCAAUAGCCUGGCCACGUCGCUGGCGCAUGAGGACGCCUACCCCAACUUCGACACGUUCCUGAACUCGCUCGUCGCCACCUUCAACACGCUGACGCUGGAGAACUACCAGAACACCAUGUACGGCGUGGUGCGCGCCUCCAACUGGGGCAGCUCCGUGUUCUUCGUGGCGUGGAUCGUGGUGGGCAAGUACAUCCUGCUCACGCUGUUCCUGGCCGUCACGCUGGAGGCCUUCGAGGCCAAGUACGACACGCAGGGCGCCAACAGCAGCUGGGUGAGCAAGAUGCGCUCGGCGAUGGGCUCGGCGGUGGGCUCGGUGGUGAGCAGCGUUAAGCGCUCCAUAGGCAGCCGCCGCAGCAGCGUGGACGGCGGCAGCGGCACUCAGACGCCCACGCAUCAGCAGGGCCGCGGCCGCACCUCCGGCUACGGCGGCCAGUCGUCUUGGAUAUCGCCGCAGCUGACGGCGCAGGACACGGCAGCGCUGUCCGCACGCAGCGAGGCGGGUGCGGGGGCGGUGGCGCUGGCGGCGCUGCCGGCACCUGAUAUGGUGGCUGGCGGCGCGGGCAAGGGAGAUGAGGGAGGCAACGUGGCGGCGGCGACGUUUGACCCCCGCGUGGCGGCGGCGGCGUGCUCGCCGUAUGGCAAGGCCUCGCCGCGCCCCAAUCCGGAGGCUGCCGGCGCGGCAACAACAGCGGCAGCGGCGGCUGCAGCCGCAGCGAACGGGACCGCCCAGCGUAGCAGCAGCAGCACCAGCAGCGGCAGCAACGGCGGCGGCGCGGCCCUGUACGACAGCGCCAGCAGCAACCACCACGCCACGCCGCGUGACGGCAUGGCGGCGGGCGUCGCGUCGCGCCGCGGCCCCGGCCCCGGCCCAAUCGCUGAGGCCACGGAGCGGCGGGGCAAUAACGCUCGCACGAACGAGAUCGGCGGCGGCGGCGGUGGCGGCGCCGCCGCCGCCAACCCCUACGCCGCGACGUCCCCGCGCGGCAUGUCUGCCAUGGCCGCCGCCACCGCGUCGGCGGCGGCGCAGGCCCGCCGCAGCUCCGCUCCCAACGGCGCGCCUUCCGCGGGCUGGCCGCUUGGCGCGGCGCCCAGCCGCACCAGCGCCAGCGGCGCCGGCGUGCUGGCAGGAGGGCCGGCGGCCGCCUCUGCGGCGGCGCCGCCUCCCGGCGUGCAUGCCUACAAGCGCUACGCCACCAACCUCAACCCGCAGAAGCCCAGCCCGCGCGGCGGCGCGCGCUCCGGCGAUCAGCCGGCGGCGGGCGGCGCCGCCGCUGGCCGCAAUGGCACGCAGGCCUCAGGCUCGCAGGAGGAGGACAGCGAGGGCGGCUACGAGCGGGACGUGUUCGCGACACAAGGCACCGACCUAAGCUCGGAAAUGGACACGCCGCGUGCAAUCAACCCUCACCCGCACCCGGCGGUGGCGCCGGUGCCCUCGCCCUCGCCAGACGUCGUGCCGCCGGGCGUGCAACAGUUGCACCCGCACACGCCGCCGCACCCGGCAAUGCCGGUGCCGCCGCCGGCGGCGCUGGCGGCGGCGCGGCACGCUGCCAGCAUCCGCGCGCGCACGCCCACACGCGAGCUAGACGAAAUGGAGGGGCUCAUGUCGGGGCCGCCGGUGGCGCCGUCGAGCCGCGCCCAGUUUGAGAUGGCUAGGAGCUUCCACCACAACAUCUCGCUGGCGUCGCUUGCCAGUGGCAGCGGCGGCGGCGGCGGCGGUGGCGGCGGCGCGGGCGGCGGCGGCAGCACCGACGGCGACAGCGCGCCGCACUCCUUCACUCCCGCGCUGGCGUCGUUGAGCAUCGCCGUGCCGCCUCAAGCGGGCGGCGUGGAUGAUCUGAUUGCGGAGGAGGCGGCGCGUGCCGGCAGCCCCACGGCGGCGGCCGCCGCGGCCGCGGUAGCGGCGGGCGGGCGCACGCCGUUGGCCACACACACGGGCUUCGUGGCGGCGGGCAGCAGCAGCAUGCCGGCCGACCACCUCGACCGACGCGGACGGUCCACCGACAGCGGCCAGUAUGUGAUCGGGCCCUCCCUCAACAAGUAUGCCAGCAUUGGCGUGGUGGGGCGGGCCGGCGCCGCCCUCGACGCCGCCGGCGGCUGGCCGCCUUCGGGCCUGUCCCGCUCCUCUGGCGGCGGCGCUCCGCCGCCGACGCAGGCGCCGCCGGGCGGCGCCAGCACUCGCUCGCCGUCCCCUCUCGGCAGCAGCAGCGGCGCGCACGUGGCACACCCGCACCCUCACCCGCACCCGCACGUGCAGCGGCACGGCGGACCCUACAUGGCGCCGCUGCCGCCGCCGGUUGCGAUAGCGGAAGACCUGGCGGAGGCCGAGGCGGAGGCGGAGGAGCGGCGGCUCAGCCCGCGCAGCCCGCGACGCAGCAUCGGCGGCGCCAGCCGCGCCUCCGGCAAUGGCUACGCGGCCGGUCCCGGCGCAGGCGCUGCCGGCGGCGCGCCGGCGUCGGCGUUUGUGAUGACCGGAGUGGAUCUCACCAGCUCCACUGAUGACGACGACAGCGACGUGCCGCAGGCGCGCCUGCCGGCGCACGCACACCCGAACGCCCGGCGGCGCCCGCACCCGCACCCGCACCCGCACCCGCAGGCGCAGGCGCACCCCUAUCCGCACCCGGCCCCGCACCCGCACUCCUCUUCGCACGCGCACGUGUCGCACGCAGAGGACGUCCGCGGUGAGCCGGCACUGCCGCGGCACACCUCGAUGGAGGCCAGCUCUUCGCCGGAGGCCACGGCCGCAGGCAUCUCCGCCCCCACCUCCGCUUCUGCUUAUAAGGCCGCGGCUACAGCCGCCGGCGCCGCGGCUGUAGCAGCCGGGCCGGGUCGCCUCGACGGCGGCGGCACGUCGCGCAGCGGCGAGGACAGCGGCCGGCGGCGCCGCCGGCCGCGGCGCAGCAGCGUGGGCACGGCCACCACGACGGGCGACGAAGCCACUACGGAGGACGCCGACACCGACGGCAACGGCGUCAGCUAUGACGACGACGACGGCGGCGGCUUGGUGGAUGACAAUGACCCGCUGCUGUUGGCCUUCAAUGAGGUGGACACCCAGGGCCUCAUGGGGAACAGCCGGGGCCCCAGCCCCGGGCCCAGCCCGGCACCCAUGCCGCCUUCCUUGGCGGCAGCUGCGGCGGCAGCGAUGUCAGUGAAACCGGUAGCGCCGACGGUGGUGCCAGUGCCGGCGACGCCGGCGGCGGCGGCGGCAGCGGCGGCUGCCGCCGCCGAGGCGGAUGCGGAUGCGGCGGCAAUCGCGGCGGCGACCGCGGCCUCAGCGGGGGCGCUUCCGGUGGGUGACGUGAUUGCGGGGCGCGCGUCUCGCGCGUCCAUCACCGGCCAGGGCUACCACCAGCACCAGCACCAGCACAACGGGCACGGCGGCGGCGGCGGCGCCGAGUCGGCGGCGGCGCGCAUCGCGGCGCUUGUGCACGCAGACGUCAGCGGCCUGAGCGACGACCUGGGGCUCGGCGGCGGCGGCGGCGGUGGCGGCGGUGGCGGCGGCGACACGGCGCGGAACCUGGGUUUGGAGGAGCUGUCGGCACGCGACGCCGCAACAGGCGCACGGGUGUCUGGCACGGGUUUAUGGUCGGCGAGUGCGGCGGCGGCGGCCGCCGGCGCCAAGGCGGCGGCGGCGCCGUCGCUGGGCCGCAAGGCCGCCGCCAACGCGGCCGCCAACUCGCCGUCUGACAGCGAGCCAACGCCGGCGCUGUCGCCGCGCGGCGGCGGGCGCGGCUCGCCUGCACCCAUCGCCAAGGCCUCCGCCGCCGCCGUGGCGGCGCUGGCGGCGGGCGGCGUGGCGGCGGCGGAGCCGUCGCCGCACAAGGCGCGCCCGCGCGUGUCGAUGGCGCUGCCGCCGGAGGUGGAGGCGGAGGGGAUGGCGCCGGGGGAGCGCGCGACGCCGUCGACUGCGGGCGGUGCCUCUGGCCCCGCCUCCGGCGGCUCGGCCGGCGGCCUGCUGCGCUCGGGUGGCCUGCAGAGCAUGAACACAAACGACAGCCUGGGCAAUGAGAGCAUUGAGCACAUGGAGAGCAUCGUCAGCCGAGCCACCACGGCGCUGACAGACGACACACUCGACGGCGCCGGCCGCACGCGCACGCGCAGCGCCAGCGGCGGCAAGGGCGGCGACGGCGCCAGCGGCGAGGGUGGCGGCGGCACGGGCGGCGAGGGCGAGGACGGGGCGGGCGCUGGCGGCGGCGAGGCCGGCGUUAAGACCAAGAAGUCGAAGAAGAGCAAGCACAAACACACCGGCGACCGCAUCCCGCUGGAGGGCAAGUCCUUCUUCCUGUGGGGGGCGCAGCUGCGGCUGCGGCGCAAGGCGUACCGCAUGGUGUACGGCAGGCCGUUCGAGUACACGCUGUUCGCCAUCAUCGUGUUCAACUGCGGCAUGAUGGCUCUUGAGGGGCCGGACGUGCCCGAGACCUCGCCGCUGGGCCUGUUCCUCAAGUGGGGCAACGCCGCCUGCACCGGCCUCUUCACCCUCGAGCUGCUGGUCAAGGUGUUCGCCUGGACGUUUGUCCGCUACAUCAAGGAAGUCACCAACCAGGUGGACUUCCUAGUGGUCGCCACAGGGCUGCUGGAGCUGACGCUCACGUCCUUCGACAUGUCGGCGGUGGCUGCGCUGCGCGCGCUGCGUGCGCUCAAGCCGCUGCGGCUGCUGACGCGCAGCGCGGGCAUGCGGCUGGUGUUCAAGAGCGUGCUGCUGAGCCUGUCGGCCAUGGCGCACGUGUCCGUGCUGUGCGUCAUGUUCUUCCUCAUCUUCGCCAUCCUGGGGGUGCAGCUGUUCAGCGGCAAGCUGUACAGCUGCAACGACGGCAGUGUGGCGGGCAAGUGGGAGUGCAACGGCACAUUCGUGGACCCCGCCACCAACACCACCCUGGACCGGGACUGGGAGAACAUGUGGCCCAACUUUGACAACGUGGGCAACGCGCUGAUGACGUGUUUCGUGGUGGCCAGCCUCAACGGCUACAGCGACCUCAUGGUGGCCGCAAUGUCCGCGCCCAAGGUCAAGGGCGAGCAGCCGCAGCUCAACAGCAACCCAGGGGCGUUCUUCUGGUUUGUGGGCUUUACGGUGGUUGUGGCCUUCACGCUCCUGAACCUGUACGUGGGAGUCAUCUUCAGCCAGUUCAGUAAGAUCAGGAACAUGAGCACCACCGGCUCGGCCUUCCUCACCUCCAAGCAGCAGGAGUGGGUGGAGCUAAGCAAGAUGGUGUUCCGGCUGCGGCCGCCGGAGAAGUCAGCACUACCGCGCGGUGCGCUGAGGCUGCGCGUGUGGCGCGCGGUGCAGGCGGCCUGGUUCGAGCGGCUGAUGAUGGUGGUGAUUGUGCUCAACGUGUCGCUGCUGGCGGCCACCUGGUACGGCGAGCCGGAGGAGGCCAUCAUGGUGCAGGGCAAACUGAACAUCGCGUUCACGGCCGUCUACGUCGCCGAGGCCGCGCUGAAGCUGUUCGGGCUGGGCCGGCGCGUGUACUUCAAGGACCCCUGGAACCGCUUUGACUUCUUCCUGGUGGUUGUCGGCGUCUUGGACGUAGCGCUGUCGUUCCUGCACUCGGGCUUCAUGCGCAUCCUGAGGAUAUUCCGCCUGCAGCGCCUGCUGCGCGUGAUGCGCCUCGUGCGCAAGAGCAAGGGCAUCAAGACGUUGUUCCAGUCACUGGUCAUGUCGCUGCCGGCCUUCGGAAAUGUGGGCGCGCUGAUCGGGCUGUUCUUCUUCAUGUACGCCUACGUGGGCGUUAUGCUGUUUGGGAAGGUCAAACGCGACGACAUGGCCGCGAUCAACGCCUCCGUCAACUUCCGCAACUUCCUGUACGCGUUGUCGGCGCUGUUCCGCGUGGCCACCGGCGACAACUGGACCGACGUCAUGUACGGUUGCAUGCUGCAGCCGCCCGACUGCGACAAGGCCGCGGGCAACUGCGGCAGCUGGCUUUCGGUGCCCUACUUCAUGACCUUCUUCCUGAUCAUUGCCGUGAUCAUGCUCAACCUCUUCACGGCCGUCAUCAUCGAGAACUUUGAGAAGACGCACGAGCAGGACGCCUGGCGCCUGACGCCGCAGAACCUGGAGGACUUUGUGCUGCUGUGGGCCGAGUACGACGACGGCACCGCCACCAUCGCGCCCGCCUCGUUGGAGGAGCUGCUGCUGCGGCUGGACCCGCCGCUGGGGCUGGGGCAGUUCGCGGACAACAAGGAGGUGCUGCGGUUCGUGUACGACCUGGACAUCCCGCUGGUGAACGGCCGCGUGCCCUUCCACAAGACCGCCUUUGAGCUGGUCAAGCGCACCAGCCAGACAGACAUCCCCGAGGGACAGCUCAAGGUCCAGCUGGAGGCGCUGAUCGACGCGUUCUUCCGCGACCUCAACGCCGCCACCGAGGCAGACGAGCAGAUGAAGUUCAACGUUGCGGUGUCCGUCAUGCUCAUCCAGCGCCGCUGGCGCACACGCAUGCGGGCCGCGCGCAUGCGCAAGAAGAAGGCCUGGCGGGCGGCCCGGCGCGAGGGCCCCACCUACAAGGCGCUCAUCAGCGGCGGCGAGGCGGCCAAGGUGCUGGACGCACUCAAGCUGCAGCUGGCGGCGGAGGCCGAGGCAGACGCGGUACUGCGCCGCAUCGCCGCGUUCAAGGCCAAGGCCAUGAACCUGCCGCCGCCGCCCUCUGUGACGGCGCCGCCGGCGGCGGCGCGCUGGGCGUUCAACCCGGCGCUGGCGCCGCCGGCGCUGCGCGCCGCGCUGACGGCGGCGGCGGCGCAGGGCGGCGCGAGCGGCGUGCCUGGCGCGAAGCGGAUCGUGGACCGCUUCCGGCGCCUCAUGAGCGGCUUUGGCGGCGCCGCCAAUGCCGGCGGCGAUGACGAUGAUGAGCUGGGAGUGGCGCCGGGGACCCACAGCAGUGGCGCGGCGGCGGCGGCGCCUGGCGGCGGCCGCAAGCUGGGCGGCUUCAUUCGCGGCAUGCGGCGACUGAUGACCAUGACCAGUGGCGGCCGCGGCCGAGACCGGGAGCGGGAGCGGGCGCCGCUCGGUGGUGCCGGCGGCGCCGCCGGCACAUCGGAUGGUGGCGGCCAUGACGACGAGCGGCGCAGUGGCGGCGGCCGCGUCGGCGGCGGAGCGGGCGGAGAGCAGGAGCACGCGGAGUCGCCGCCGCCGCCGCCGCAGCGGCGCAGCAGCGACAACGGCGGCGGCCUCCGCCAGUUCCUGCGCCAGCACACGCAGUGGAUGCGUGGCAGCGCGGCUGCCGGGAUCGUGGGGGAUCACGACGGGGACGAGGACGGGGACGGGGACGAGGGCGAGAAGCAUGUGGUGGAGGAGCGCCGCGCGCGGCGGCAGGAGCAGCGCGAGCGGGCGCGCCUGGAGGCGGCGGCGCAGGCGGCGGCGACGGCGGCGGCGGACAAGGCCGCGGCGGUGCGGCGCGCCCCCAGCACGGGAGCGGUGCUCGCCGGCGCCGGGCCGGGGGCGGGCGGUGCGCAGUUGGAUGCGGCGCAUCGCAAGCUGCAAGCCAUGCUCAAGUUCGCCGCGGCCGCGUCAGCGCUCACGGCGGAAGCGGCGGCGAUCGCGGACGAGCAUGCGGUGAAGCGGCGCGGCUCCGCGGCCGCCGGCUUCGCCGCCGCGGGCGGGCCAGCGCGGCCGCGCAGCGCUGGCGCGGCGCUGCGUGCCGGUGCCGCAGGGGGCCGCCGUCAGCGUGAUUCGCUUGAGACGGAUGAGGAGGAGACGGAGGAUGAGGCGGAGACGGACCUCACCCGCGGCGGCGCCAACAGCGGCGACAAUACCCGGCGGAGCGGCGCCAACACCGCACGCCGCAGCAGCGCUGGCUACAGCAGCCGUGGCAGCAGCCGCGGCGGCGAGAGGCUGAGCGUGAUUGGGGAGGAGCAGCGCGAGGGCACAAGCGCCCGGUCCCGGCGCCCCAGCGGCCGCAGCAGUGGCGGCGAGGGCGAGGGCAGCAAGCCGGACAGCCGUGUGGGCUCUGUGACGACGUCGGGGCACGGCGGCAGCCGCGGCACAAGCGCGGUGGCUGGCGGCGCGGCGGCUGGCGGUGCGCGGGCCAGGCCGGGUGCAACUGCCGUCACGGCCAGGCGCCGCCGGUCUCUGGAUGAGAUAUACUGAUGAGACAGAUGAGACAAAAUGAGGUGGAGUGUUGGGCUGGUGGGGCGCCGGCUCCAGGCACACGCGGCCUGGUGGCCAGGCGACAGCAUACGAACGCGUGCGCGACACCUCGCAAUUCAUGGCGGUCAUGGGGAAGUAGAGUAAUGAAUGGGGUCUGUUGCGUCCGCCGUGCAUGAUGCAUUGAUGCGUGAUCAUGAGUGACCCGUGCGUGGGGUGAGCAGAUGAUUGCACUUCGGGGCGUUGUGGGUGUUGUGGAUUCUUUCAUGCAUGCGCGGACAGGGGGCUGCUGCUGCUAGUAACAUGUUGCGGGAGGCAUCGUAUGUCGCCGUCCUCGUGAUUCUCAUAUCAGGUGGCGUUGCUUGCUGAGCGUACGGCGCGCCAAUGUCUCAAUAUUCUCAUGACGCAAGACGGGGGAUGUCCGGAUCCAAGAUUGCAUUUGACGUUUGCUCAACGUAGUGGCCUCACACGCACGCCGUGGCCGCACGGACCGGCAGCACCUAUGGCACACAUGUGUUUGUCGGGUGCCAUGGUGCGUGGGCUGCUGGGCCACUGAGUGGCCAGGCAAGCGCCAACGGCCAUUUAUUUGAGCACCGGAGCAACGGACUGCACAUGCUGGGAGCAGAGCACGUGAAGGUGCAAGUGAACCGCCUGCGCCGGGGUAACGAUUGAAGCAGGUGCAAUUAGACAUGGUAAGGAGCAGGUAUGUUCUACUUGCCAUAUGGAGUGCCGUGUCUGCGGCACCGGGCGGCGAAUUGUGUGUGCAAUGGGACAGUGUUGCGGCAGGUUGGUGAGGUCCCGGAGGGUGCAGCUGAUUCCCAGACCCCAGCAGAUGGCAAACAAUUUGCAACGGCAGGGCAGGAGUGCGCGGCUGGUCAAACGCCGGAGUUGCUGUACCGACGAGUUGCUGGCUGGCUGGAAGUUUGCUGACGCGCAUUCCUCACGGGCAUGCCGCAUCUGUGAAGGGCACUGAAAUGUGGGAGUGACGUACAUUGGCAUCAGUUGAAGUCAGGGGUGCCCUGCCCGUAGGGGACGUCACCAAGCAGCCCCUGUGCACAUUGAUGUCAUUGGCACGCCGUCCGAACUGUGUCAGAAGUUCGGGGAGAGCGUCUGCGCGCUGAAUGCGUCCUUCCAGGGGCUGGUACGUUCAUAUCGGUACUAGUGUUGAACAUGUCUGAAUGAAUCGCAACUGCCGCUGCCGCAGCUGCUGGACGUGCGCGCUGCGACGGGCCUGCUGCAAGGCGGGUUUUCAGUGGCAUUGAAGGAAACGGUGCAUGCAUUACCGCCAGGUACCGGCGGUGUUAACGGCGCGUUACAAUGGAGUAACGUCGCCCCGGCAUAGUUAGCUGAUAGAGGUUACAUGUGGGACGACAGCCGUGGACUAGCCAGGGCCCCAAAAACGUACGAGACACGCACGCUCACCCGAGGAGAGAUCCCCGAAUGACCCCCAUGCUCCUCGCCUCCGGAGAGGGGAGGAACCCCAGGCCCGGCUCACCGCAAACGCUAGCGCUGCUCACCUAAGCCGUGGGUCGGCGUCAUAAGACUACCUCUUGCGAGUCCCUAAGCUGAC
Messenger RNA from Chlamydomonas reinhardtii, 10767 nucleotides. RefSeq lists its product as uncharacterized. Lineage: Eukaryota; Viridiplantae; Chlorophyta; Chlorophyceae; Chlamydomonadales; Chlamydomonadaceae. The transcript has 19 exons. Gene Ontology annotation, cellular component: voltage-gated calcium channel complex; membrane. Gene Ontology annotation, molecular function: high voltage-gated calcium channel activity. Bases 294 to 9200 code for a protein of 2968 amino acids. Gene Ontology annotation, biological process: calcium ion import across plasma membrane. The record is from RefSeq and is a predicted model, not a curated record.